AUGGCUGAGCAUGCAGCGAAUUUUACGUUUACUUAUCAAAACAAACCGAGUAUUUUGGAAGUAAUUGCUCAGAAAUCUCUGCACGAUACGCUCCAUCCAGCUUUACAACGAAUAGCUUUAUUCUUAUCUUCCAAUGUACCCCACAAAUUUGGCUGGCUAAAUAAACAUUUUGAAGAAGUAUUUUUAUUGUUAGAUGGUUUACUCCAAUAUCAUUAUUUGGCAUUUUACGAUGCUUCGUUUUCUGAAAAUUUCUAUGGGUUAAGGAGAAUUUCUCCUGCAGGUGACAGUUUAACCAAAAAGCACAAGGAAUUAUCUCUUAUAUUUUUAGUAAUUAUCCCGUAUUUUAAAAGGAAACUUGAUGAAAAGAUUGCGAUUAUUCGAUUAGAAAAUGCAGAAGGUUCUUUAAGAAAAGAUUUUGAAGGCAAAUUUAAAAAAGCGGUACUAUUCUCUUAUUCUGGUUUGGAAUUAAUUUGGGGUUUGUGUUGCAUUCACAAUUACAUUAGAUACAUGGCGAAUCGAACGGAAUUCCAAACUCCUUUAUAUCAAUUGAUAGAUUGCAAAUUAACAUACAACAUCGAUAUCGAAGACCUUUCUGCGGGAUUUUGGACUUCCUUAUUCAAAGGAGGCUUUAGUGUAUCGCAAUUAAGUUUUGGUUUAGUUAGGAACGCAAUUUCAACUACAUUGGAAGUGGGUGCAUUUUUCUUGCAAUUUUUACAUACGUGGAAUUCACAAAAAAGUAAUUACAACGUAACAGACUUACCUAAUGUUCCACCACCAGACCUCGAUAGCAAAUCAAAGAAAUAUAGAGGAAAGUGUCCACUCUGUUUGAAACAAUGGAUCAAUCCGACGGUUCUGCAAAUAUCAGGCUAUAUAUUUUGUUGGAAAUGUAUCCUGAAACACUUGCACGAACAUCAAAAGUGCCCGAUCACAAAUCUUCCAGCUAAACCACUCGACAUAGUAAGAUUGUACUUGAGUUGA
Messenger RNA from Phyllotreta striolata, 978 nucleotides. NCBI's taxonomy places the organism in Eukaryota, Metazoa, Arthropoda, Insecta, Coleoptera, Chrysomelidae. The record is from the annotation of a GenBank genome assembly.